CGUUGUCGCCGUUCCGGCCGCCGCCACCCACCAUUUAAGAGACAGAAUUUCACCUGCGCUGCGACCACCAACCUAGGAGAGUGGAGGAGACCCACCGUCGGCUCGGCCGUGUCCCAGUUCCCAUCCCGACAUCACCUAUCCCCAUCCUCGAUCCAUCUCGUCCUCGACGUUUGAUGGAGUCUCUCCUCGCCUCGCGAUCCAUUAGGUCUUCCUUCUCCGCCAUCGCCGCUAGCACCAGGGGCGCUUCCCCAAGGCCCUCGCGCGUCGCCACCCUCGCCGGCAGCGGCGCCCGCCCCUCCCGCCCGCUCCGUGCCGGCCCCAUGGACUCGAUUCUUGAGGUUCUGGCACAGGACGAUAUGCUGAACGCAAAGGAGCUGGUCCAAUGGGAGAAUGGCUUGUCAUUCAAUGACAUAGCAGCUAGACAGGGGAUUCGCAUCCGCAGGCACUUCCGCCCCACUGCCUCCUUGAAGCAGAUAGAGGAGGAGCUGGGAGCCCCUCGCAACAUCCUAGAGAAGAUCGUUUGGGACAAGGAGAUUGAAGUAGCUCAGGGGCAUGCUAAGAAGCCUAUUGAGGAGGUGACUCAGGCUGCAAGGAAAGCCCCUCCUUCAAGAGACUUCUAUGGCGCUUUAGAAGCUGCCUACAAGCGUAAUGGGGUGCCUGCAUUAAUUGCUGAGGUCAAGAAAGCAUCCCCGAGUAGGGGUGUGCUCAGGGAGAACUUUAAUCCUGUUGAAAUUGCUCAAGCUUAUGAAAAGAAUGGAGCUGCAUGUUUGAGCAUUUUGACGGAUGAGAAGUACUUUCAGGGAAGCUUUGAGAAUCUUGAGAAGGUGCGCACCUCAGGAGUGAAGUGUCCCCUUCUCUGCAAAGAGUUUGUCAUUGAUAAGUGGCAAAUCUAUAAUGCUCGCUCUAAGGGUGCUGAUGCAAUUCUACUAAUUGCUGCUGUACUACCAGACAUUGACAUAAGGAAUUUUCUUCAGAUUUGCGAAGAGUUGGGAAUGACAGCUCUUAUUGAGGUUCAUGAUGAAAGAGAGAUGGAGCGUGUGCUGAAUAUAAAUGGAGUUAAGCUUAUUGGUAUCAAUAAUCGAAGCCUUGAGACAUUUGUUGUUGAUACUUCGAACACCAAGAUGUUGCUUGAGAAGCAUGGCGAUAGCAUCAGGGAGAAGGGAAUUUUGGUUGUUGGUGAAUCAGGUUUGUUUACUCCGGAUGAUGUUGCUUAUGUUCAGAAUGCUGGUGUUUCUGCUGUUUUGGUUGGGGAAUCUCUGGUGAAGCAAGAGUGCCCUGGACGAGCCAUUGUUGGGUUAUUUGGCAAAGAACUGCUGCAUUGAAUGAAAGGAUAAAGACUGAGUACUUGGUUUGGUGCUGAUGAAGUAUUAGUGCUAGCUGUUAGCCAUAGCCUGGUUUGGGGUAAUAACAUGUGAGCAUUGGUUUUAUUAAUAAGUAUGUCACAUGCAGAAUAAAAAUAAUGUUCACUUUUAGUGAUUUUUUUUAGUUCAGUGAUAAACAAAUGUAACAUGUUCAUGGCAAAGGGGGCGCUACUCGAGAAAAAUGAAAUUGGAGGCUUUUACUUGAAUAUGACAAGGGGAUCUUCCAAGUUAGUUAGCAGUUAGCACUAUGUGUUUUUAAUCUGAUUAAGUGGAUAUAUUAGUCCCUAGUAGUUUUUUUGUUGUUCUUGUAGUAGGAACAUCUACUGUUUCCUGUGUUCUUUUGUAUUGUUCCAUGAUGGAAAUUUGCUAUUGUAUGAUAUAUUUUGAUUUGCAGUAGGAAAAUCCAUUGUUUUGUGA
This is a messenger RNA of Sorghum bicolor (sorghum), 1778 nucleotides long. RefSeq names its product indole-3-glycerol phosphate synthase, chloroplastic. The transcript has 10 exons. Gene Ontology annotation, biological process: L-tryptophan biosynthetic process. Gene Ontology annotation, molecular function: indole-3-glycerol-phosphate synthase activity; phosphoribosylanthranilate isomerase activity. The record is from RefSeq and is a predicted model, not a curated record. NCBI's taxonomy places the organism in Eukaryota, Viridiplantae, Streptophyta, Magnoliopsida, Poales, Poaceae. The coding region runs from base 174 to 1322 and encodes 382 amino acids.